This is a messenger RNA of Falco peregrinus (peregrine falcon), 2269 nucleotides long. It is a transcript of the gene VSTM2A, whose product is annotated as V-set and transmembrane domain containing 2A. The record is from RefSeq and is a predicted model, not a curated record. Lineage: Eukaryota; Metazoa; Chordata; Aves; Falconiformes; Falconidae.
GUAAAAACAGAAAAGAGGGUGAAUGAGAAAAGAAAGCAGAGAAAUGAACUAAAAAAAGGACAACACAAAAAUCAGAGAAUAAACAAUAAGUAGGUAACAGGAGAUCCCAACAUGUUAUGUGUUUGUUUUGCAGCAAAAUUCACUGAGUUUCCCCGAAAUGUCACGGCCACUGAAGGGCAGAAUGUGGAGAUGUCUUGUGCUUUCCAGAGCUCUGCUUCAGUGUACCUCGAAAUCCAGUGGUGGUUCCUGCGGGCAGCUGAGGACCAAGAGGCUGGAGCUGAGGUUACAGCACUCAGGGUGGAGCUCUUGCCCGAGCGGGACCUGGACAGCGACGGCACCAAGAUCAGCACAGUGAAAGUACAAGGGAAUGACAUCUCCCACAAGCUGCAGAUUUCAAAAGUAAGGAAAAAGGAUGAAGGCUUGUAUGAGUGCAGGGUGACCGACGCCAACUAUGGAGACCUUCAGGAAUACAAGGCCCAGGCAUUUCUGAAAGUCAAUGCUAACAGCCACUCUCGGCGAAUGCAAGCCUUUGAGGCAUCUCCAAUGUGGUUGCAAGACAUGAAACCUCGCAAAAACAUCUCUGCAGCUGUUCCAAGUAGCAUCCACUCUGCCAAUCAGCGUGUGCAUGCCACCUCCAGCCCUGAAGCAGCAGCCAAAAUCCCCAAACAAAGUCCACAAUCAGGUGCGAGGAUAGCUACAAGCCAUGGACUUUCUGUCCUGCUUCUUGUUUGUGGCUUUGUGAAGGGUGCUUUGCUUUAAUCUAAAAGUGCUGACUUUUUCCAAUAUCACUUUCUCUUCUUAAAGCAAAGAGCAAAUCGCCUGUAAAAUCCACGGAGCGGACAGCAAAGUUGACCCUAACCUCCAACCACCACUCUGCACCCAAUGUACUCUAAAUCUCUACACAAGGAGCACCUUCUUCAGGAAGUACAAACAAAAUUACUAAAUAAAUAAAUAAAAUAAAUAAAUAUUAUAAAAAGAAGAGGAUACCACAUGUUUUCUUGAUAUAUCUUAUUUUCUUUGGCGUAUCACUGAUCUUUUAUUUUGAAGAGAACUGUUGUGAUGUAAUCAAACGUUUUGUAACGGCAAGACCUAGUUUCCUUUUCUUUCGGCAAGGAGAAGCCUCAUCCUUGACUUCUCAGGGGUUGGCCUGCAAGUUGUCAGUAUUACAGAAUUAACCAUGGAUGACAUUUGGUUUCCUACCCUGGAAGAAACGUUCCAGCCUGGAAGAAAACAGAGACCAAAUAAUAAAACAAAACAUAGUGAUUUAACAUCAAGCCCAAUAAAACACCCCAGAAACGUCAUUAAUUUUUUUUUCUUUUUUUUUUUUUUUUUUCAUGAGGAAUAGGAAGGAGAAAAGAAUUUCUACAAAGCAGCUAAGCAGACUAGAAAACGUUGUUUCUGGAAAACAAAUUAGGAUGUUUUUCUUUUGAGUUGUUUGGAUUUUCUAUCAUGCUUUUUCCCCUGUGGAGGUUUUUCCCGUCUUUUUUUGUUUGUUUCCUGUUCAAUGGUGGCAAUUACUGACCAAGGCCAACCCCUGAUAAUUGUGUGGAGGUUUAUAUAUAUACAUCUUUUUUUCACGUGUGUGCGUUCUAUAUUUCAGUGUGUUUUCUCUAAUUUUGCAACUCCUGUAUAUGCAAAACUAACUUAAAUUCUGUAAAUUGCUUACAGUCUGUGUGAUAUAACUUCAGAGUAGACAUACUUUGGUCCUCAUGGAAGCCAGUUUUUAAUAUUAUCUAUAUGUCAUGCCACCAAUAGACAUCUUUAUUUCUUUUUUUGACAAAACAUCACUUUUUAGUUUGUAAUUCAGUACUGUGUGGAUUUUGUAAUACAUACUUUCACUUCCACUGCUUUGACCCAUUUCAGCCCUCUGUUUACUCUGUAAAUGCACAUUAAAAUUUGUUAUGGUCUCUAGACAAUGAAUUACUUUAGUUUUGUGUAUGUUGUGUUGGAGUUCAGAUGCUGAAAAAUGUUUUAAUUUGUGAUGUUUAUAGAGGAUGAAGUGAUUUGAUCACUGGAGACUGUAAAAUGCAGGUUUGCAGUCAAAUACUGCAUGUAAAAGAAGGUUAGAAAGGGAAAAAGGAAAAUAGAACAGGGCUUAAAGGAUAUUCUUUUAGUAAAGAAUUUUAGGAAAGUGAGCUUGUUACACUGAUAAACUAUAUUCACAUCACAGCUCCUUCUACAUGGCCAAAGAAACAUCUUUCUUUGCUUUUUCUGGAAGAUUAUCAUUACUCAUUGAUAUUCUCAAUUAAAACACAUUAUGUAUGUGAAC